AUGUCACCCUACAACCCUUUACUCCAUCAUAGAUGCUCUUCCAGCACCUCAAAGAGAACUCGCUCAAAGUGGCUAGUCAAGGAUCUCCCUCAAUCCUCCCAAACCGCUGGAAUGCAGCUUGACUACACACCAAUUCCAUCUCGUAAACACAUCCUCAUAAAUAACCCUCCACCAUCCCAGGGCACGAGGAGUGAGACGGCAGCAGACUCGAAUUUAAAGUCAAAUUUGUGA
Molecule: messenger RNA, 231 nt
Organism: Blastomyces dermatitidis ER-3
Lineage: Eukaryota; Fungi; Ascomycota; Eurotiomycetes; Onygenales; Ajellomycetaceae
Exons: 1
Coding region: 1-231 (76 amino acids)
Source: RefSeq, a predicted model, not a curated record